UGUUAUUAUUGUUGUCGCCAUCGUCGUAGUCGCUGGUUACCGUGGUCGAUCAAGUCGGUACGAUACACUGCAUUUGUAGUCGUGGUAACGCGGUCGGUUACCGUGAGAGGUGAACCAAGUGACACGCAAGAUAUUCUCCAGUGCCAACUGAAGUAAUACCGUAGCCUGAGCAGGCAAAGGACAAAGAAGGAAAGGGCAGGCUGAAACAGAGGGCCAAGAUGCUCGACUUUGAACAACAGGCGAAUCAGGCACAGGCCCUGGCCUCGCUGGAUGAGGACUGGCACCUGCUCGAGGACGCUAAAAUGAGAUUGGAGGAAGAUCUUGUGAUCCGUAGGAGCAGACCCACAAUGAUUUCAGCCAAAUAUCGUGCGAGAGAGGAGCGUCGUCGCUUGCUAAAGAUCUCAGCUGGCAAGCUGAGAAGGAUCGAGGACCCGGAAGCCAGCCUGUGCAGAUCGGUUCUCAUAAACAAUGCCGUCAGACGGCUGCAACGCGAGAACCGGGACGAAAAGACAAGAAAUUAUGGGCUUCCGGUAGUUACGUAUCUGAGUGACUCUACCAAAGAGAACAACAUCUCUAGCAACCUUAUCGUCGGAGUAACGGACGACGAAACGUCUUCUAGAAAGAGAUUAAGUGAUGACACGAGGAACGAAGGAAUCAGUCCUAAGCGACAGAGGCACGACGAUCUCGACCUCCAGGACGACGUGUUCAGUGACUUCUACAUCUUACCGCCCACUCCUCGAUUGCUCUCUCACAUCGACGAGGUCCAAGAGCCCGAAUCCCCCCAUCACCAUCAUCUGGUUUAUCCAGAGGAUCGUUUAGGUUCCGUGGAGGUUCGGUCGGCAACGACUAUCAUUAGUACCAGCACUGCGAACACAACUACAAGCAGCAGCACCAGCACGCCAGCGAGUAGUUGCUAUGAUGCUAGUAGUCAACUAACUAGCAUUACCAGAUCCAAUGACGUUGGUAUGAUGGAGGCUUCUGACGUGGUUGAUCCUGACAGGAUCUGUGAUUUCGCGAGGUUUGCUGACUCCGCAAAAAGCCUAGAGGAACGUUUGGUCGAGUUGCAAUCCCUAGAUGAACAUUUCGAUUUGGCCAAAUUCGAGAGGAAUAACAAUCAGAGCUGUGGCAGAGCGUUCCACGAUAUCCAGACCUUCCACAGUCUAGUACCUGGCCUGGAAACCUAGAAGGGAGCCUCGUGCCUCGAGCACCCUACUCUCGUCGCGUCUAGUCCAAGGGAAAAGCACGAGCACGACCAAGACGACGAUAAGGAUAAGGGUAGACGGCUUCGCGGCACACACGAGGAACCACGGCGAGGAUGAACCUGGAACUGUUGGAUAGUACGGAGAGUAGCAUUGGCUACAAAUCUUCGGAAUGAUGGAAGAAAAAACAUCGUCGACUUGGUUGGACGACUAAUCAGGGGAUUUGCUCAUAGCACAGAAGUACGGGCAAACCUCGAAUAAAUAUUGGCUAAUUGUUUCAAGUAGUAUUCAAAACUGUACAUUUCCAGACUGCGAUGAAGAAUUGAAACUAUAACAAUUAUGAUUUUUUUAAUUUGGUUGAGCUUGUUAUUCAUGUGACGUUAGUGCAAAGAAAAAGUGUUUGAAGUAUAUGUUGAAAGAGAAUUGCAGCCUUCUACGGCCUACAGAUUAAUAGUCGAUAGCAUUGCUUGUUAUCCUUGGUAUUUUUGGUCGUCCAACCAUUGCCGAUGGCAUUAAAUAAUGUGGAAAAGGGAAGACUAUGUAAGAGGAUGAAAAAAAUGGACUUUCGUAAAUUGGGUGCGUUUUCAAUAGUAUCGACAUUUCUCGAUUUCAACGAGGAGUAUCUUCGCUAUGUACAUUACCGUCGGUCGGUACUGCGUUUUGUCGAUAUUAUAUGUUGAGCGUACGAGUAUCGGUACCAAAAUGUCCUGAAAAAUGCAUUACGUAUCGUAAUUUGUAUAUAUUCGAGUACGUUUCUAAGAGCACGUUAACAGUUAUAAUUAUAGAUGAAUUUGUAGCAAAAAUUUCAUGCAGAAAGUAAGAAAAAAAGUCGCCGAGGAGAAAUAUGCCGAACAGAAGAGAUGCGCGCGUCUGUUGUGUAUAAAUGCCUUUAGAGUAGCUGUGAAUCGAUGUAAAAGUGAUGUGCGAGCGGAAUCGAGUGAAUUUUCACUAUCGCAUUAAGUCACAA
Molecule: messenger RNA, 2166 nt
Organism: Habropoda laboriosa
Lineage: Eukaryota; Metazoa; Arthropoda; Insecta; Hymenoptera; Apidae
Exons: 4
Coding region: 219-1184 (321 amino acids)
Cellular component (GO): nucleus
Molecular function (GO): transcription regulator activity
Source: RefSeq, a predicted model, not a curated record